Molecule: messenger RNA, 2153 nt
Organism: Centropristis striata (black sea bass)
Lineage: Eukaryota; Metazoa; Chordata; Actinopteri; Perciformes; Serranidae
Gene: pde6d
Product: phosphodiesterase 6D, cGMP-specific, rod, delta
Exons: 5
Coding region: 235-687 (150 amino acids)
Biological process (GO): sensory perception of light stimulus
Cellular component (GO): cytoplasm
Source: RefSeq, a predicted model, not a curated record
UGUCCCGUUGAUUGGCUAGGAUAGCUGUCCGUCCGUUAGCUGGGUAUAUUUAGCUGAUUGCAUUAUCGGAUCAGAUUUACCUGCAGACCAACAAUAUAGAGAGAAGUACACAUAAGUUUGUGCUGUUUUCAUGCGAACUAUAGCCGGCAGAGUAGUUAGCUAACUAGCUAAGCUAGCAUAACGAGCAACAGACACUGGAUUUUGUGUGAGGAACGAAAACAGACGAUUUGAGACAUGUCUUCAGACGAAGACAGGGCCAAGGAAAUUUUAAAGGGCUUCAAACUAAACUGGAUGAAUCUCCGAGAUGCAGAGACGGGGAAAGUGCUGUGGCAGGGAACCGAGGACCUGUCUGUACCAGGAGUAGAACACGAAGCUCGCGUCCCGAAGAAGAUCUUGAAGUGUAAAGCAGUGUCCAGAGAACUCAACUUUUCUUCCUCAGAGAAACUGGAGAAGUUCAGACUGGAGCAGAAAGUUUUCUUCAAAGGACAGUGUCUAGAAGAAUGGUUUUUUGAGUUUGGUUUUGUUAUCCCCAACUCCACCAACACAUGGCAGUCUCUGAUAGAAGCAGCUCCAGAGUCCCAGAUGAUGCCAGCCAAUGUUUUAACUGGAAAUGUGAUCAUAGAGACCAAGUUCUACGAUGAUGACCUUCAUGUCAGUACCUCCAGGGUACGACUUUUCUACGUCUGACCUCUGACCCCGUCUCCUGACCCCUGACUCUACCUUCCAAAAUGCUGAUGUCCUGCCAAGGUCUAUAAAUUACCAAGGUUAGCUACAAUUGGCAGCAGUAAGCAGCUCAUGGCUGUCGUGGGAUCAGCACAUUUGGAUGAAACCCAGCGGUGGUCCCACAGUUAGUGAAGUGAGCCUUGUGUUUGGUUAUUCUCCUGUUUGUGUCGACCUGAAAACUUCUUGUAGACCUUGGGAGAGGGGAGAGAAGGAGAGAGCACUCUGCUGUUCCCUUCUGUUCUAAGAUCAUCUCUUUCUGCAUUUCCCCUUCAAUACUAUUCCACUGUAAAUACAUUACCAAUGAUGUCCAAUUAGCCAGGGACCCACUCUGAAAUGAUUUGUGCUUUUUAAGAAUUAUGCUCUCUUUCACUCCAAGGUUGCGUUUACUCAGGAGCAAAACAUCAGAUUUGUAACCUGUCUGAUGUGAUCUUGUUGUUUGGAAACUCUGCUCUCCAUGUGUCAUCAGUGUGGAGGCAAGAAGCUCAGUGUCCCUCCUGAGCUAUGUUCAAGAGAUCAUCAUCAUAAAACACUUGAUACGGUAACAUUUCUUCUAUCUGUGUCCCACUCCAGAGGCUACUUUCUGUGAAGGCAACAUUUCCUGACAGGGUAUAUCACCAUGGGCACAUUGUCCCACUCCCAGUGAAAAACAGCUUCUUUUUGUACACAUCUGAAAAACACAAUAGGUCAAUUGUUUAUAGUCCUUAAUAUCCCCCAAUUGUUUGUGCAGAUCAGUUUUUGUCCAUAAAGUAAGGAUAUUCUUCUGUCUAUGAUCAGCUAACUGGAAGAUAACAACAACUGCUCUGAAAUGUCCAAGUUCCCAAGCGGACGAGGGAUGCCUGAAAGAAUGCAUGUUAAAGGUGGUUUCUGUGAGGUCAGGUUUUACAACUUGUAAUGUCACACUUCUGCAGGCAGUCUCUGAAGUGGGACACAGCAUCUACCAAACAAACCUUUCCUGUGUCCUGACUACAUUUCAAGUGUACUAAAGUGGUUUUUUGUGUGGUGUCAUGGAGGACCAAACGCCUGUUUUUAUUCCAGUCCACCAUCAGAGCUGCAGGUUUAAAUGGAUUGCUUCUCGCCUGUUGUGUUUGGAAUGAAAAGCCGUACACUGUUGUCAUAAUGACACGCUUGAAAAGCACUCUGUUUGAGGGACAUUCAGCAGACAGACAGAAGAGUUUUAUAACAUCCACUUGCGUGCUUGUGCUGUACUUUCAACUAAAUCAUCAUCAGGGGUAGACAGAGACCUGCAUCAUUUCUCCUCAGUAGUUCAGCUGCUUCACUCAGCUCUGCUCUGUACAUUCCGGCUUCCAUCCCAUUCACUACGUGAAUGUCAUUGUGUGUGUUUUUCUUAGCUGCUAACUAAGCUCUGUAAAAUAGACUUGUGUUUUAAUAUGACAGAAGUUGUGGAUUAAAGUCAUCCAAUGUUGUAAUAA